Molecule: messenger RNA, 3392 nt
Organism: Vitrella brassicaformis
Lineage: Eukaryota; Vitrellaceae
Source: the annotation of a GenBank genome assembly
UUGUUCUCUCAGCAAACGCAGCCCUCCAGAGGCUUUUCCUGUUGCCUCCAAGCCGCCCCUUUUUGUUAUUUUUUUGUGUUGUUUCUGACGCACACCGAGACGCACUGGGCAGAAUGAGUGACAACAUCGCUAUUCGUGUGGCCUUCGGCGACUGGAUCAUCAGCCGACUGCGGCAGCUGCAAGAUGAGAAGGGCACCGACGCCAGCAGAGCACUCAGUGGCCUCACCUGGCGCACCGAGGGCAGCGUGUUCGUGUGCGAGUGGCGCGGCAAGCAGCCCGAGAUGCAGACCCUCUCCUUGUCAACGAGCAUGGACCUGGUGGAUGUGAAGAAGCUGAGCCCGGAUCGUGGCAGAGUGAGAUGGUGAAGGCCUUCAGCAGUGGGGUGGGUAAGAUGGUGCUGGGUGCGGCAGGGGUGCCAUUCAGCCUGGAGUGGCGCCCGCCCACCCGUGGAGGCCCGGGAGAGAUGCUCGUCAAUACGACCGAUCGGACAGGUGCGGCAGGCAGCUGUGUCAUUCGUUCGUGGCUAUGUUAUGUUGGCUGGUGCUUGCCUUGACUGACAGAUCGCCCACUGCCCACCGGCAAGUCGCCGUCACAGCUCGUCAAGCCAUUGGCCGGUAUGUAGGACCACACAACACACACAUCCAGACACCCCUCGCUCUCGCUGGACACCCCGUGUGUGUUGGUUUGUGCCAGGUCCUGUUGUGCGCCGUGUGUUCCGUGGCUGGACGGCCGUGCGCGUGAGCGCUGCGGAGCAGUCGCUUAUCAUUGGCGAACGACAACAAGGUCGGCACACAGACGCAUGUACUCCCUGAGUGUGGCCCUCACCGUGGCAUUGUUUCAGAUCACAUGGACACGGCUGGGCGCGCCGACGGUCGGCAGCUGGAGGAGACCGACAACAGCCUCCCCCCUCUCCCUGACCCACACACACAGCAGCAACACCCCUCUGCACCGGCCAGCAGUGCCAAGGACCACCCGCACCCGCAACAACACGACACGGCUGACGGGCGUGAUUCUGCAGCCGAGGGCCCCACCGCACCCUCCACUGCUGACAUUGCCCAGGCGGACGUCGAUGCCAUGCACAUCGACGGCGACAAGGGCACCGACCACACCGAGGAGCGCGACUGCAACACAGCUGUGGAGCGUGUCGGUGGUCGUGUGGGUGUCGGUCACGGUGGCGAGCGAGUUGUGGCCGAGGAGGGCGAGACUGUGGUGGGUGACGGGGAGAGGGGGCUGCCCGAGACUGGCGUGUCUCCAGCCGAUGGCCCCACUGCCCCCUCCAUUGCUGAGCCUCCCGCACCAGCUGCUGGGGAGACCGACACGCAUAUUGACAAGGACGCCGAGGCAGACGACGAUACACCUGCCGAUGGUGCUGACGGUGCUGUGGUUGUGGGAGGAGGUGACGAGCGAUGUGGGGUGACGGAGGAAGUGGGUGUUGUGGGCGUGGGUCAACAUGGCGGACAAGCCGAGGCUGAGGAGACCACCAUUGCAGCGUGUGACGGGGAUGAAGGGGAGGGUCACGCCGCUGUGAAUGACAUGGCACCGGAGGCUCUGCACGAUGGUGAGUAGGGGGAGAUCAAACAAAUACACAUAGGGGGAGCCAAUCGACUCAUUCGCUGGUGUGAUGUACACUGCAGGUGGUGAGGUGGCAUCCAAGGCACUCUCUCCGCCAUCCCCACUUCCGCACACAGACCAGCACCACGACAAGCAGCUUAUGAGCGGCGACGCUGCCCCAUCCAUCGCCCCUCCCCCAUCGCCUCCCGUCGCCUCGCCGGUGGAGAUGGCCGACGCAGACAUUGACGGCAUGGAGGGCGAUCAGCCCGACAACGACGCCACGGCCGCCGCCCUCAACAGCUGCGGCCUCGCCGGGCCGGGCUGUGAGGACCGCAACAUGCAACACGGCCUCUCUCCCAUCGCACCCGGCAAGCGUCCCCGCGACCAGGCGCGGAAGAAGCAGACGGCCCAGCGUCAGCGCGAGACCCCCGAAACGGAGGAGGGUCUCCUGAUCAGCGCCAAGGCCGCCCUGGAGUCCCAUGCUGCCCAUUCCAAGACAGACAUCCACCUCGACAUGGACAGCAUUCACUAUGACGUGGUGGACGAUGUGACGGUCAGGGUCACCGUCCCCGUGGAGCCGGACGAUGGAAAGCCCUUUUCGGUGACCGAGACUGUCACGCGAGGCGGCGCCAGUGGACGUGUGGCCACACGCUCCACUGGCUGGGACUUCAGAGAGCUGUGGAGCAAGCUGGAGCAGGCUCUCGGGGUGCAUGACGACGUCCCACAGCCACCGCCGUCCAAGAAACGCCGACAGCAGUCAUCCCCCACGGAAUCUCGUCAUGACAGUGGUGCUGCUGCUGGUGGUGGUGUCCAAUAUGAGGAGGCGGUCGACAUGGAUGUGAUGGAGGAGGCGAGGAAGGCCGAGGCGGCGGAGGCAGCCGAGGCAGCUACACGCAUCAACUAACUGACACAGAGAAGGUCAGCAGAGGGGAGACAGACACCUGUGUGUGGGGCGUCACGUUAUGCAUCCGUCUUUCUCUCUCUCUGUGUAUGUGUGUUGCGUCUCUAGGCCGGCCGGCGAUCGCUACUCCUUUUUCCUGCAUACAGACCGACCAGGGGCUCAGCAAGAGGGAGAGGAGGGGAGGCCGCUAUUUGUCAAUUGCUUGCUUUAUCUUCCUGUGUAUGAGUGUGUGUAUCGUCGUAUGGGUCAGAGUGUAUUUAUAUGACUCGCUGCCGUAGUCCAUUACAUCGCAUUGCGUGUUGCCAUUCUCGUUGCCCCACUCACUCACUCACUCACUCACUCACUGCACCGUGUAAAUAAGCCAUCCAUCGCAUUGUGACGUACAUGUGCCUUCCAUGAUGCGCAUCUCCCUCUCUCUCUCUCUCUCUCCAUGUGUGUAUGUGUCUGUGUGUGUGUGUCUGUGUGCGCGUCUUUCCGCGAAUGUGUGCUGGGUUGUGUGCAUUUAAGGCUUUCUCCAGGUGAUAGCCAGUGCCUACCUGGUUUGUCUGCCCACGCGCCAUUGCUGCCUUGGGUCGCUGCAUUCAUUGUCAUGUCUUCAGCUGCCGGCAGUGUGUCGGCGCCGAUGAGUGGGGCAGAAAAGAAAGGGCAGGCAGGCAGGCAGGCAGAAAGCAAUGUGAUGUGCAGAAAGGCGAACAAUGACCGACUGGCUGUCUUUGUUUUGUUGGUCGGAUUCUGUCUGGCUGUCUCUCUGGCUGCCGGUUGGGUGAUUUUGUCUCGCUAUGUGGUGCAUGGUGUGGAGUGUGGAGUGUCGUCUUCCGCCUGUAGCUUCCCUCUGUGAUGUGUGCUCGCGAGAGUUUCCUCAUCUCUCGCUGAUGCACUUGUCAUGAGCGGAGGCAUGACAGACGAAAAACGACACAAACACAGUAGACAAAGAGGGCAC